GCGGUCGCAGCUCCGCGCCCCGUGCCUGAUGCCUGUCCCCAGCUGACGACACCGCCAUGGCCGGGGCACAGGGCUGCGGCGAGGGCAAGAUUGCAGGGCUGUACGACCUGGAGCGCACGCUGGGCAAGGGCCACUUUGCAGUAGUGAAGCUGGCCCGGCACGUCUUCACCGGGCAGCGCGUGGCUGUGAAGGUGAUCGAUAAGAGCAAGCUGGCCGGGGAGGCGGCAGGGCAGCUCCUGCAGGAGGUGCGCUGCAUGAAGCUGGUGCAGCACCCCAACGUGGUGCGCCUCUACGAGGUCAUCGACACCCACGCCAAGCUCUACCUCAUCCUGGAGCUGGGUGAUGGUGGGGACAUGUUUGACCACAUCAUGCGGCACGAGGGCGGCCUGGCCGAGCCGCGGGCCAAGCACUACUUUGCCCAGAUCGUCCAUGCCAUCUCCUAUUGCCACAAGCUCCACGUGGUGCACCGUGACCUCAAGCCCGAGAAUGUGGUCUUCUUCCAGGAGCAAGGGGUGGUCAAACUCACCGACUUUGGCUUCAGCAACCGCUUCCAGCCCGGCAAGAUGCUCACCACCAGCUGUGGCUCCCUGGCCUACUCAGCACCAGAGAUCCUGCUUGGGGAUGAGUACGAUGCCCCAGCUGUUGACAUCUGGAGCCUGGGAGUCAUCCUCUACAUGCUGGUCUGCGGCCACCCCCCCUUCCAGGAGGCCAACGACAGCGAGACCCUCACCAUGAUCAUGGACUGCCGCUACACCGUCCCUCCCCACGUCUCGGCACAGUGCGCUGAUCUCAUCUCCAGGAUGCUGCAGCGGGACCCAAAGCAACGAGCGUCCCUGGAGCAGAUCGAGGGCCACCCGUGGCUGCAGGGGGUGGACCCGUCCCCUGCCAGCCGCUCCCUGCUGCCCCUCACCUCCCACAAGCGCGUGUCUGAGGAGGAGCACGAGAUCAUCCUCCAGGCCAUGAUGUGCGGGAACAUCGCCGAUCGGGACACCAUCCAGGAGGCGCUGGAAGCCGACCGCUACAACCACAUCACGGCCACGUAUUUCCUGCUGGCAGAGAGGAUGCUGCGGGAGAAGCAGGAGAAGCAGGGCCACCGCCUCAGUCUCGUCUACAACCUGGCCAAGGAGGUACAGAGCAGGCCCAACUUGUCAGACACGUUCGGCUCUGUGGGCAGCGCCGGCAGCCUCCUGCCCUUCACGGAGACAGGCGGCCUCGCCGGGGGGUCCCGGCUGCCCCCAGGAGGGGACAUUGGCGGCCGGCAGCCCACGGGGACCCUGCUGAAGGUCCCUGCGGUUGACACCACCAUCACCAAGAGCACCCCGGCCCUGCAGCAGAUAUGUGAGGAGGAAGAGGAGGACGAGGAGGAGGAGGAGAGGCCCAGCGCAAUGGAGAGAAAGAGCAGCUCUCUGAACCAGGAGCAGAUGCGAGCCUUCCUGCGCGCCCACCGCCCGCCCGGCCGCGGGGAGGUCUGGGGGCCGGGGGUUGAGCUGGGGGUCCGGGGUGGGCGCUCGGGGGUGGCCUGGGCUGGGAAGAGUGUGAGUGGGGGCCGGGGGCCCCCGGUGCUGCGAGGAAAUGGAGCUGAGCCCCCACGGAGGGAGGAGGACACAGAGCCUGGGGGCUCCUCAGCACAGUUCCCCAAGGAAAGGGGAGCCAUCCUGUCACCCCAGAGCAGCUUGGCCGGAGUUCCCCAGGUACUGGGGAAAGAGACAACUCGUGCCACGUUCCCGAGUCCUGCAGACACGUCCCCAGGGCAGGGGGAACAGAUCAGCCCGGCCCAGCAGUCGGUGGAGAGUUCGGGCCCUGAAGGGGGCGCAGAGAGUGUGAUCAAGCUGGACCCGGGCAAGAGCAAGGGGGGCAGCCUGCGGGACAGGCUCCUGCAGUUCCCGCUCUGCGAGAAAGCCCUGGCCUUCAAGCUCCGGCCGGGCUCCAAGGAGAGCCUCCUAUCACUGGGGCAGUUCAAUUGCUGCCAUGUCAUUUAA
Messenger RNA from Sturnus vulgaris (Common starling), 1979 nucleotides. RefSeq names its product SNF-related serine/threonine-protein kinase-like. The record is from RefSeq and is a predicted model, not a curated record. Gene Ontology annotation, molecular function: protein serine/threonine kinase activity; ATP binding. NCBI's taxonomy places the organism in Eukaryota, Metazoa, Chordata, Aves, Passeriformes, Sturnidae. Gene Ontology annotation, cellular component: cytoplasm. Gene Ontology annotation, biological process: protein phosphorylation; intracellular signal transduction.